Argentina anserina (silverweed cinquefoil) is the source of this 1177-nucleotide messenger RNA. RefSeq names its product protein E6. The record is from RefSeq and is a predicted model, not a curated record. Bases 69 to 935 code for a protein of 288 amino acids. NCBI's taxonomy places the organism in Eukaryota, Viridiplantae, Streptophyta, Magnoliopsida, Rosales, Rosaceae. The transcript has a single exon.
ACUAUUAUACACUAUUUGGGGGUAGUAGUCCAAAGCAAGAGUACCUCUUUCUUCACUUGCCAUCAUCUAUGGCUCCUAGUGCCAAAUCCCUCUCUUUCCUCUUCUUGCUAUCUCUCCUCUUAUCUCAACAGGUUCAAUCUCGAAGUGUCUUCUUCAGCAAAGUAGCCAAUGUGAAAAACCAGAACACUGAAGAGCUCCCCAACAAGGAGAGCACUACUGUUGUGACCAAGCAAGAGCAAGAGCCAACCUUCACCCCCGAAACCGAAAACGGCUAUGGUCUCUACGGCCACGAUUCCACCGAGCUUCCUCCCUCUACCACCACCGCCGCUGAACCAUACUCCGCCACCCCCUCCAACAGUGAACAUUUCACCACCACCACCACCACAGGAAAUGAUGAGCCAUAUACCACCCCCACAACUUCCAUUAACGACAACAUUCCAUACACACACUACAACCCCAACAAGAACAGCAACUACUACAACAGCAACUACGAGAACAACCAAAAUGAGGUGACUGAGACAAGGCUUACCCAGCAGAGAGGCUACACUACCCCGACCAGCCAAAACAGCAACAACUUCUACAACGGCGAGAGGCAAGGCAUGAGUGACACAAGGUUUACACAGCAGAGAGGCUACACUACUCCGACCAGCCAAAACAGCAACAACUACUACAACGUUGAGAGGCAAGGCAUGAGUGACACAAGGUUCAUGGAGAAUGGUAAGUACUACUACGACGUCAACAGCGAGAAAAACAACAAUCAGAACCAGAACCAGUACAUGACUUCCCAGGUGGUCGAUUCCAGAAACUGGUACAACAACAACAACAACAGGGGUUACUACGGCAGCAACAAGGGGAACCAGAACACCUAUGAGAACAACGAUGUGUACCAGAACGACGAGUUCCAAGAGAACGAAGACGACCAGUUCGUUCCAUGAUGAUCUAGCUACCUGUGCCGGCAGUGCCGCUUGUGCUUGUUUUGAUAUAUUUAUCUUGAUAUUAAGUGGGAAAAAAGACAUAAUCAAACGUAGGUUUUAUUAAUCAAUGAAGGGUUUUAAUUUACUUGAUGCUUUUUUUAAGUAUGUUUUCUAUGUGCUUGCGUAAGUGCAAAUUGUUCAUGCUUUUGCAAAAGCUGAAGUUUGUGGACUAUAAAACAGUCAAUAAAGUGUAUAUUAUGAUU